Plasmodium falciparum 3D7 is the source of this 1827-nucleotide messenger RNA. RefSeq names its product serine/threonine protein kinase, FIKK family (gene FIKK9.4). The record is from RefSeq and is a predicted model, not a curated record. Gene Ontology annotation, molecular function: protein serine kinase activity; ATP binding; protein serine/threonine kinase activity. NCBI's taxonomy places the organism in Eukaryota, Apicomplexa, Aconoidasida, Haemosporida, Plasmodiidae.
AUGGAAAUAAAAUGUCCCCUUAAGUAUAUAAAGAAUAAAUACAAUAAUAAAUAUAUUGGUCUUUUUUUGAAUUUAAAAGGUUUUGUUAUGUAUCUUUUGGUUAUCUCAUUAUAUUUUUUCUUUUUAUUUUUGACAGAAAUACAAAAUAAAUGUAUUGCAAAAGGAUGCGUAAAUAUUAUAUGCCCAAGAAAAUUAGCUGAAAGUAAUAUAGCUAAUGAGAGAUCGAGUUAUUCCUUCUUUAAUCGUUUAUUUAAAAAAAAAAAAACAAAAAGACAGAAAAGAAAAAUAGAAGAUGAGAAAAUAGAAAAGGAAGAAACAGAAGAAGAAAAAAGUAAAAUUAAAAAGGAAUCAAAAGAUAUAACAAAUGAAAAUUCUAAAUAUGAAAAAAAUCAAAAUAAUUUAAGAUGUCAAGAUAAUAAUAAUAUAGUGAGUAGAAUAUAUGAUAAUGGUAUGAAUAAAAAGGAAUUAUUAUUUACUGAAUAUAAUAAAAAAGAUGAUUCAUAUAUCUAUAUGAAAGUUAUAGAUAUAACACCAAAUAAGAAUAAUGAGAAUUUAAAUGCUAAUGUGGAUGCCAUAGUUCCUUGUGUAAGUGAAUUAGAGAAACGAUUGAAUUCGGAAAACAAAAUUAUAUAUAAUUGGGAAUUAGGAAAUAAAACUGUAAAUGAAUUUCUUGGUCAUGCAGAUAAUUUUGAAAUGAAUGGAGUAAAUUAUUAUGAUUGGAAAUUAACUACUAUUCCAACAAAAGGUUAUAAUACGGAGAGAGGUAGGGGCCACGAAAUGUUUAAAGCAGUUAUUCCUUCGAAUGGAGGUGAUAAGAAGGAUGAUAUAACAUUAUUUAUUAAGAAGAUACCUAUAAAUUUAUGGAUAAAACAAUAUGAUUUAAUGAAUAUGUUAUAUGGAGAAUAUUUGAUGGGUGGAGAAAAUUUUGUAAUGGAAGUUAUGGUAUACGCUUUUUUAACAAAAUAUUAUCCAGGUAUAUCACCAAAAUUGUAUAAAGUAUUAUUUGUACCAGAAGAUAGGUGUAACUUUUUAAAUAUUUCAACAUCACAUAUGAGUAAGGAUAUUAUUUCAUUUAAUUAUAUAUUAAAUAGGAUGUUAAUAAAGAAUAUGAAAGGAUAUGUAGUAAUGGUUUCAGAAUAUUAUGGUAAGGAUACCUACAAAUAUUUAAGAAAAAAAGGGGGAAUAUAUCGUGAUAUUAGUGAAAAUGAAAGAAAAAAAAUAAUACAUGAAUGGAUAAAAUUAGUAAGUAGGUUGCAUGAUACUGGGUUGUCUCAUCUUGAUAUAUCUCCUGAAAAUACAUUAAUUGGUGAAAAUCACAAAAUGCGUUUAUGUGAUUUUGCUAAAAGUACACCUUUAUAUACAUAUUAUUUGAGACAUCGUAAGAAUCCAAAUGGAUUAUGUUUAUUUCAAUCUUGUUGUCCCACCGUUGGAAAACCAAAAUAUGAACCACCAGAAUGCGUAGAUCUGUGGAGAAAAUUAAAAGAAAUGAAAAUUAAUAACGCUUUAAUGCAUUUAAGGAAUAUAGAAGAUCAAGAAGAAAGGAAAAAAUAUUAUUUUGAUGUUGAAUGUGUUGAUAAAUAUAUGCUUGGUAUUAUGUUAAUAUGGAUAUGGGAUUACAAAUAUUUAUGGAAUAAAGCUGAUUCUUUGGAAGAUAACGAUUUUAUAUUAUUCAAGGAGAACAACAUGAACUUGGAUAUUUUCCCAACAACGCAAACUUGGCCAGAAGAAUUAAAAUAUAUAAUAUCACAAUUGUUAGUAUUAGAAACACGGAAGAAUUUACAGUUCAAGGAUUUAAUUAAUCACCCAUGGUUUUCAUGUAAUGAGUAA